AUGUCACAGCAACCAGUCCGCAUCAUCGGAGCGGGAAUCGGAGGAUUGACCCUCGGCCGCUGCCUCCUCAAGUACGGGAUUCCAGCUGUGAUCUAUGACAGAUUGCCUUCAGCUGCUCUUCACAAUUACGGCGUCACGCUUCAUGCUUCGUCUUAUAUACCUCUCGUGGAUAUCCUAGGCCUGGACGAGUUUACCUUCAGACGUCGCCUAGCCGUGGAUGGAUCGCUAGGCGGAAGCGGCAACAUUAAUCCAAAGUCUCUUAUUUAUCCCGGAAAAGUGAGCUCGACAUCAUUUCGUGCUCAUCGCGGCAAGCUCGAGGCAUUGCUUCGCGAAGGGCUUGACGUCCAAUGGGGGCACUCUCUAGAAGAGGUGAAAGACACGCCUUCAGGGAUGAUCCUUUGCCUGCAAAACGGCCACAAGGUAGAGAGCGCAUGCAUUAUUGGAGCUGAUGGACCGCACUCCAACACUCGAAAGUCCCUCUCCCCUGAUACGCCAUCCCAUGUCCUCCCCUAUGUUGCCUUCAACGGCAAGCGACAGGUGGAGCGUGUUCUCUUCGACAGGGUUUACACCCCAGCAUUUCAAGGAACAAGCAUCAUAGAGAGGAAACAUGGAGACGUGGUUCUAAAUAUAGCCAUUAAUGGAGAGCAGGGAGAUGCCGUGAGCAUGAACUGGAUCUUCUCGCGUCCAGCAAGAGGAUCCAACGAUACACUUUACAAGCCCAAUCGACCAGUAUCGGGAGCGACGGAUAUCCCAGAAGAGUUUUUCAAGGAGAUAGCUACUCUCCAUGGACUAAGCCAGCCAUUCAGAGAGAUCUUUGAUGCGGAGAAAAUGAGGACGGAUCGGGUUUUGCAUUGGCUUAUGCGUACGGUGCUGGUCAAGCGUCGAGAGCUCCGUGCACUUGCGGACAGGGGCGUCUUCUUCAUGGGCGAUUCCGUCCACGCAGAGCCGAUUCUGGGGGGGCAAGGUGCAAACAGUGCUAUUAUAGACGGCAUCGAGCUUGCAAAAUGCAUCUCGGCAUGCGGCUCGGGCGGCAUUGCAUCUUGGUACGAAUCUCGAUAUCCAGCGUGGGAGAAUGGUAGUAGCGAAAGUGAAGAGGCGAUUGCCAUGAUGCAUGGUGUAUGA
Trichoderma virens Gv29-8 is the source of this 1122-nucleotide messenger RNA. RefSeq lists its product as uncharacterized. Bases 1 to 1122 code for a protein of 373 amino acids. Lineage: Eukaryota; Fungi; Ascomycota; Sordariomycetes; Hypocreales; Hypocreaceae. The transcript has a single exon. The record is from RefSeq and is a predicted model, not a curated record. Gene Ontology annotation, molecular function: FAD binding.